AAAUUCCAGAAUGGAUGUGGCAAGCGGAGGAGGAAGGCGGCCACCCAGGAAUUCGGUGGCAUUUUGGCUUCUCGGAUUAUGCAAUAACUUCGCCUACGUAGUAAUGCUCAGUGCUGCCAAAGAUAUUCUCGAAAAAGAUGCAAAACAUAUCGAAAAACCGUGUCGAGAACAUGUAACAACACGAGAAUGUCAAAUGAUGUCAACUGGAUCUGUUCUUCUUGCUGACAUAAUUCCAGCACUUUUGAUCAAAAUCACAGCUCCCAUGUUCAUUCAUCGGGUACCGUUUGGAAUUCGUCACUCAAUCGUCGUAUUACUUCAAGCAUCAAGUUUUCUGAUUGUUGGAAUUAGUGAUUCAACAGCUUUGGCACUUUUCGGAGUUGUGCUGGCAAGUUUCGGUAGUGGUCUCGGAGAGAUUUCAUAUCUGGCAUUGAGUUCAAAUUACCCAUCAACUGUCGUCGCGUCGUGGUCUUCUGGAACUGGCGGAGCAGGUCUUAUCGGAGCAUCUGCAUAUGCUUUGCUCACCGAUUCGAAACUUCUCGCAAUUUCACCAAAACACACAAUGUUCAUAAUGCUCACACUUCCGGCACUCUUUUCGGUUUCUUAUUGGUCGAUUCUCAAAAUUCCACACAGUGUCCAACGAGCACACUUUCUUCAACCAUCCACGUGGCUAGUCACCGGAGAUUUCAUUCCGGCAGAUGAUAUGAGAAGAGAAGAAGUUGAGGAAGAAGAAGGACUUUUAGGAAUACGGGAAGAUCGGGAAAAUAGCGUUGAUGUGACUUCAAGAAGACGUCAAACUUCUACUACAUUGGAACGAGUGCUCCCGUUGCUCAAAUUUAUGAUUCCAUUGAUAUCAGUUUAUCUAGCAGAGUACUAUAUUAAUCAGGGAUUGUUGGAAUUGCUGGAAUUCGACUGUAGCCAUGGUUUUUCAAUGAGCUCAGAGAGCCAAUAUAGAUGGUUUCAAGUUACCUAUCAACUUGGAGUAUUUAUAUCUAGAUCUUCAUCAAACUACGUCACAAUUCCAACACAAUAUCUUAAAAGUCUAGCUGUUCUUCAGAUUUUCAAUGCUGGAUUCUUCACUAUAACUGCAAUCUACUCAUUUCUUCCUCAUAUUUUGAUCGCAUUUCUUGUAAUUCUUUUUGAAGGAUUACUUGGAGGAGCCAGUUAUGUUAACACGUUCCGUGCUGUUCAUAAAGAGAUUCCCGCCGAUUCCCGAGAAUUUUCGAUGGGCGUUGUCUCGAUUUCAGACACGAUUGGAAUCGUUUUUGCUGGUUUUCUUGCCAUGCCGGUUCAUAAUCGUAUUUGUUCAAUGCCAAUGUGAUAUAAUUAUUUUUAAAUUUUUUCUUGUAAAUUUACAUGUACAUAAAUAAAAUUCAGAAUCGUAAACUGCCAAACGAU
Messenger RNA from Caenorhabditis elegans, 1395 nucleotides. It is a transcript of the gene cln-3.2, whose product is annotated as Battenin. The coding region runs from base 11 to 1318 and encodes 435 amino acids. Lineage: Eukaryota; Metazoa; Nematoda; Chromadorea; Rhabditida; Rhabditidae. The record is from RefSeq and is marked reviewed. The transcript has 9 exons. Gene Ontology annotation, cellular component: cytosol; membrane; endomembrane system.